Messenger RNA from Asterias rubens (European starfish), 7741 nucleotides. RefSeq lists its product as uncharacterized. The record is from RefSeq and is a predicted model, not a curated record. The transcript has 2 exons. Gene Ontology annotation, molecular function: protein binding. NCBI's taxonomy places the organism in Eukaryota, Metazoa, Echinodermata, Asteroidea, Forcipulatida, Asteriidae. Bases 3571 to 5160 code for a protein of 529 amino acids.
AGCAAAUUUUUGUGCUUAGCAGCUCUAUGAAAUUUGGCCGAUUAAUUUUGUUAAACAGACGGGUCACAUGGUAUUGAUACUCUAUGUUCAUAGUUGACAUAGAGGGCGUGUGCAAAGCAGUCACAGAUGAAAUUGAGCUCAGCAUUCUCUGUUCUCUAAUUCUUUCAACUAAAUGUACUUGUAGUUAUUGAAAUGUUGAAAUAUUUUUGAAUUAUCGUAUAAAGUUGAAUUUACACUACUGUAUAUACAAAAGUUGUUUCUGUGUCACAAAAUGUGUUUUUCAAAAUAACCAUCUUGUUUGCCUUUUGUGCACUUACUAGUGGUUUUUUUUCUUUUAUGGGGCGAGCGUGCAUUACAAAAUGUCAAUAGAAUGUAGAUACGUGGGACUGUCCUAUAUUGACAAAUGACAAAUAUUCUGACAUGUAUAUUCCGAUAAAGUACUUGUGGUGUGGUCAGGAAACUGCUGUUGCGGUUGGAUAUUAUUUUAAGUUUAUUCGCCACAUUUGUUAUAAAAAUAAAAGUUUUUGUAUAUCUAGUAUAGUCAACUACUCACUUCCCUAUCAUCGCAGUCGAAACCAUUUAGCUAGAAAAUGCAGAUGAGAACAAUUUUAACAAGAACAAAUGAGAGCUGACAAGAGUGGUUGGUAGAAGUCAUGCUCAAAUUCAAACGUCAGGCCAUUAACUUUUUUGCAUUUAUACCGAGUCCUUUUGGUUGGUAAGCAUUCUGCAUAAGCUUAUUCUAGUUUCUCAAGAAGAACAAAAUAUGAAAUAAAAUGAAACUGAAUUACAUUUUGCUUUUGAGAAAAUAAUCAUUUUUGUUAAAUUCCAUGAAAUAUUUUAUAUGUAAUGACACUUGUUAAUAGGGGGUAUAAACAGACAAGAAGGCUAACUCAUUUCUUGUUUUCUUAAAUUAACAUCCAAAAUUGUUACAAUAGUGUUGAUAUCUCAUUUGGUUUUACCCUUACACAGUUGUGUAGCACUGAAUAUAGCACUGUAUAUAUAUAUACUCUCUGAAUAUAUUCUUCAAUCCUGAUCCAAACUUUAAUUUCUUAAAUAAUGUUGAAAUCGUUGUUUUGAAAAAUUACCACCUUAAAUCCAUUUUUAAUUAUACUAGUAAAUAGUUUGAAGAAUUAUGACAAAUAUUGUUUACCCAUGAAGGAGCCUCAAACUGGUAACCAAAUUCCUAGAAACAAAAGUGUUGAAAUAAUAUUUAAUAUUAUGUAUUUUUGUAUUUGUACAUUUUUAUCAACAAAUAUAUUUAAAUUAUCUUACUACCUGUAGCUUUUCAUUUCCAUAGUAAGUUUACAUUUUAUAUUUUGAAAAUUAUUUAUUUAUUUAACUAAACAACUAAUUUAAUUUGAGAAGCUACGACUUCAGACAGAUUAUGAGCUACGCUAUUAGUUCUACUGAAACUUAAUUUAAAGAUUGAAAUAUUUGUACUUUGAGAAUUCAUGUUGUCCUUCGUAAGGGAUGUAAAGGCGUUGGUCCUGUGUGUUGUGUAGUGCACGUAAAUAACAGUGCACUUAUCGGCUAGAGAAGGGGUUUGGCGGUGUGUUUACCAGUGGCUGCUGAAUGCACCACAUCACCUUGUAAACCCUUACAAGGUGUUUCAUGAAUGGGUCUCAGAAUUCAAACACUUCAAGAACCUGUCUAGAAAUAAAUGAUGAUAAGUGUUUUGCGACGCUUAUAUAAAGCGCUAUAUUAGAACUUAUUAUUUAUUUUUUAUUGUCAUGCACCUUCGUACAGAAUGAAUGCAUUAUUUGUUAUGUGUUUGAACUCAGCAAUGUCUAUGUAGAUGAAUAACAGUUUGUACAUCGCUUAAAUGUUGUGUUAAUGGCUCAAUUGAAAUACAAAUAUUGUUUGUUUGUUUAUUUAUUUAUUUGUUUAUUUAGGCCUAUUUUUUAUUGAUUUUUUAAUCUGCGGACAAUAAAAACAUCUUGACCAGGUGUCGUCCACAGAGUGCAAAUACUAAAAAAGAGAACUGUCCUAAAAUUCUGAAAACUUCAUUAUUAAAUUUUCUAAAACCAACACCCCAACGAACAACACAACACAACACCAGUCAGCCAACAGCAACACACACAACAACAGAACAAAAACACAACAAUCAAAUGCGCCCAAGAAAAAGACAUGUAGACAAAUAAAAAAAAAACAAUCAAACAAACACCCCGGCCACACAACAACAAAACAAACAAACAAACAAACAAACAGAACAGAACAGCAAGGACAGACGAGCAUACGUCAUAAAAUCAGACUGACAGUCAUAAUAAGAUUUGUAACUUGGGCCCCAUUUCACAAAGCUCCUCAAGGACAAAAAGUAGCUAAGCACAACAGAUAUGUGCUUACCAGCCAAACUACCAUGCCACGUGUACAAUUUCUGAUCGGUAUCCUGCUCAUUUGUGCUAAGUAGAAUUUGUCUACUUAAGUAGCUCUAUGAAAUUGAGCCAUGUAUUUGAUCUUCACAGCACUGUUAUCAACAAAUGACCUAUAAAUUGAAAGGUUGAACUCAACUGAAGUUCAUGCUCAACUUGGUUUCGGAGGUGUCACGUUUCACGCUGUGAAGCAAAUGUUGAUUUUGAAUUAGUUAUGCUUUGCUUGGUAGUUAUUUCCACAAUUUACAAUCCGGUUCUGUAAAAUUAUUUACAAACUAAAUUCUACUAUGCAGCUAAUAAUUUGAUAACAAAAAUUUGUAAGAUUUUUUUUUGUUUGGAUCCUGCUUUAGACCGUUACACUGACGGUCAUUAAUACAUUUUAGCUUGUGGCAGCCAUCUUGUGUUUUUCACAUUUGAAUCAGUGUAACCAAAGUGAGGCUAUGGGGCAAGUAGUCUGGUCCAUGUUUGGUCUAGAUUUGAAUCAGCAUGCAUUAUUAAUAAUGGUGACAGUGGUGUCAGAUGAUAUUAAUGUACUGUUUAUCUGGUUCAAUAAUGUGCAUGCAGGGAUGCGAAAUUCUGAACUUUUAUCAGAAUUCAGACUUUUUAAAGUCUGCCUGGUAUAUAAUUUGUUUUGGUGGUAUUACUUAGUGUUUUCAAAAUAAAAUAAGUUGUGCUCUUUCAUCUACUCCUCAGGGUUCUGGGUUCGUAUGAAAUAUCUAUUUAUAAACCAUUGAGACAAUUGCAUUUCUCUCGACAUCUUGGCAAUGAUAUAAUCUCAAAAGGAAACAGUUCACCAAUUGUGUAAAGUAUUACAAAUGCCCUGCAACCUCCUUUGAACUGCCCAAACAUUUCCACUUCCAAUUGAAAGCCAUCCAGGUGGAAAAUUCCUUUAUUCACAUUUAUAAUUUGACGUGACAACCAAAAACAGGAACAUUCCAGAGUGAAAUUACGCAUGGUUGAAUGGCAACAAGAGUUAAGCAGGUCAAGUAGAUAAAAAGAAAAGGUUAGCAAAGGACAAAAUGGUGAACCCAUGUCUGCGAUUCCAACAGUUGCCUUUAACUUUUCAUUGUGGUUUGUUUGGUCGUGAACUUUUAGACCGAGUCGCAUUUAUUUUUAGAGCGACUAGCUGCCAUUUUUGUUUUCAUUCAAACACGCGACCAGAAGGAUAUACCUUGCUGAUGCUUUCGAAGGUAGUUAAACCAUGACGGAUCCACCACUAAGAAGCCUCGGGAAGCUAGGAGCAUCGGAGGCUCCAGCCGCAGUGAAGAGCAGGACCUCCCCAUCACGUCGGCCUCGCCCUGCAUCUUACCACCAAGAACUAAGCUCAUCGUCAACCUCCUCCGGUAGCCCUAAAUCCUCAGGCGCCACUCGCAAGUCACCACUCAAGAGCCCUCAACGAGGAUGUGAGGCAACAGCGUCUCUGGCACUGAAGAUCCCACCGAGGGUUGACCGCACAUUUAGACGGUCAGGAUCCCCGGGGGCCAGGUCAAGCGCGUCUGGUAGCUCGAACGGGAGCUCAGACUCGCUGCCUUCGAGAAAAGCUACGGCUAUCCUAGCGAAGCUUGCGCGUAUGAGAGAGGAGAAGAAACUCCUCGAUAUAGCUCUUAUUUUCUAUGGAGGAGAGAUACAGUGUCAUAGGAUUAUCUUAGCUGCGAGCAGUCCUUAUUUCCGUGACAUGCUGGGCGUGAGAAGCCACCUGACUAAGCACGAGAGCAUUGAGAUGCGAGGAGUUGAUAUGGUUGUCGUGCGAGCUUUAGUCGACUAUGCGUACACAUCAACUUUGACGAUUGGGAAUGAUCGUAUUAAGACAAUGUUAGAAGCUGCUAAUAUGUUUCAGUUCCAGGGUGUUAUCGAUGCAUGUGUGAAUCAGAUGAAACGGUCCAGACGGCACACCAGGCAGCGGUCGGUCAGUGGGCAGCGGACUGAGAAUGGUCGUGGCGGUCGGAGCCCCUCCAGUUGGGGAAGUCCUCGAUCAGGUAGCCCUAGGAGUACCCCAGUUCAAAGCCCUCGCUCAAGCAGUCCUGUCACUUCCUCACCUCUGCUCUUCAGUCCAAAAGACCCUGUCAAUGGAUCAUCAAAGACACCUGACGCCAAGGCAAGAGAUGUUUAUAAGAUUCUGCAGGAUUCGCCACAAGGAGGAAGGAUUGUUGAUUCUCUCCAAGAAUUGAAAAGUAACGGUCUUCAGACAGGUCCAGAUGGAGCUCAGCGAAGGUACACCCGAAGUCACAGCACGGGAUCCGAAGGGUAUCGAAGUUCCGCAGGAAGCGACUCCUCCUUCGACAUAUCAUCUCAGUUUGUGUGGACCGAUUCAAGACAUCCAGCUCGAGCCGUCCGAGAAAUGGUCAGGCUCCGCCAAGAUGCCCGCAUCAUCGAUGUUGUCUUGAGGACUAAAAUCAAAGACUUUCCCUGUCACAGGGUCCUCCUUGAGGCAUCAAGUAACUAUCUCUCUCGCGUGAUCUCAAGAGAUAUUGACGGCACGAGCGUCAUGGAUGUCCAUCUCAAGAAAGUCUCUGCAGAUGUCUUGCAGAAACUGAUCCAAUAUAUGUACACAGGAAGGAUAGCCGUUUCGGAGCGUGAUGCGGGUCAGGUUUAUAAGAUCGCAAAGCGGUUCGGUCUGGAUGAAGUAUGUUUAGCAUGUGUUACUACUGACCCUAGCUUGGAGGCAGCUAGACCCGACGAUUCUGCACUAACUGACAGCUUCCUGUCCACUGCUACAAACUCGGGAAGUGUGGAGGACUUGCUGAAUCCAAAAGUCUGUGACCAAAGUGUCUCUCUUAAUACCACUAUUUAAUUCAGCUAAAACAUCCUGAACGUCAGGGGCCAAUUUCACAGAGCUGCUUAGGCACAUAAAAAAAAAGUUUACCAAAAUUUUACUUACCAGAAAAGAGUUACCAGCAAAAAUACCAUCUCUCAUGUUGCAUCUGUGACUGGUGUCUUGCUGAGUGUUGCUUAGCAGAAAUUUGUUUGCAAAAUGUUCUGCUUUGAAAGCAGCUUCAUGAAACUGGGCACAGAUCAACUGUUAAUGUGACAUCGUUAAUGUAUCUUUCAUUAAAGGUGAAAACACUAAGCAUGCUGUCUGGCUUCUAGAUUUUAAAAAUAAAGACACAAUUAUCUUGUUGAUUUAUAGAAAAAAAUGCUUCUCAUUUAAUGGACAGUUUUUAUCAAAUACAUUCGUAUCUCAAUGAGGAAAACAAAAAGUAAAAGUGGCACAAUCUCCUAUUUUCAAAAACUAGAAUCUGAUACAACUCAUCUCUUUUUGGCUUUCUCACAAUUUUUCAUCCUAACAAUUACAAUUAGUUAAUGAAUUUAAACUGCAUAAUUAUUUACUCAUUUACAAAAAUAUAUACAAAUUAUUCCUGUAUUUGCUCUAGGAAUAAAAAAUAAGUUAGCUAUAUUUCACAAAAUUUAUAGUUCUCUAGUUUGGUAUCGAAAUAUUGUACAAAAGUGUAAGUAACUAAAAUUAUCGGUAACUGUACAAACAAUCGUUGUAUCAUCUUGUAAAAAAGUUUGGCUGUAAGAAAGGUGUAAAGUGAAUAAUUAGCAAUUAAUAAUGAAUAAAUAAUUAAUAAUGACACAUCUCUGCUCUGCCUAAGAGAUCCAUCAAUUAUUAAAACUUGCUUGAGCAAUAGCAGAUCUUAUACAAAGUUGUGUGGUUGAAUCCCACCCAAGUAGUUAAUCUGUGUUUUUUUCUUCACAGGACUCGGAAAAGAGCGAGUAUACAGGGCUUAACACACUUUGGUGUAAAAGGAUAAAACCAAAUAACAUUUGUUUGGAAGAAAGUUCUGGUAAGCAGAGAAAAUACAUGCUUAGCAGAGACAAGAAACCAGCAAAAAUGCUAUGUAACGUAAUUCUGGUAGGUUUCCUAUUGCUUUUUGAUUAGCUUUUAGCGGUUCUGCUGGACAGGUCUUUGAAGCAAACCUAGAUUUGUGAACAAGCCGUAAAAUGUUUGUCGUUGUGGUAGCCCUAUCACAAGACUACCUUGAGCGCAGUACAAUUGCGUGAGAGCACGCAUCGCAGCAAACAUUUGACGACUUGGAGACCCUGUGGAAAGGCUUCUUCCAGUAACAUAACUAUCGCAAAGAUUUGCCGCUGACCAUGGAAACUUUGAGCCUGGAUUGUUGCAGUAAACUCAAGUUGGGCCCUAAUUGGACAGUAAAGAGUUUUGUAAAGGACCUGUUAGAUUGUAUUUAAGUCGUUUUAUUGAUGUUAUGGUGAUAACUUCAUGAAAGAGGAGAGUAUUGCAAAAAAUACUUGCUUGAUUUAAAGUCUAGUGGUCUGUUAUCACAGAUUACAGUUAUACUAUGCAAAUGUCAUGAAAGUGUUGAGCGAUAUUUUAUCAAUGACUAUAACAUGUCAUCUUGAACGUUUUUUGGUGGUAAAAAUUGACACAUAUAUUAAAAAUACAUAAUUUUAUCAUCUAAAAUGAUUUCAGGAAAAUAUGAUUUGUGCCAAAUAGUGUUUUAUGGCACAAGAAAAGUAUUAUCAAAUAUUUUUAUUUAUUUAAAGUGUUCGACAAGGAAAACAUGGGGUUUCACAGUAUGGCAAAAUUUGAGAAAACUAAACUGGUAAACUUGAAAGCAAUAGCUGCUAAGCAAAAAUAGACGGUAAGUCAAAUGCCACUAUCUGUAUAUUCAAAAUGUUGUGCUACGGAAAAUAAAUCGUUGGUAUUCAAAAGAGUAAAUUCAUUUCCAUCCUCUUAACAGUGGUAACUUUUUGCGGGAAAAACAAAAGAAGAAAACAAAGGCUAUUUGGAGGGAUUUUGUGCAUGUUCAUAAUGGGCUUGCUGUUUUCUUGACUUUAUGAGUAUUUUAAACCUAAUGUUUUUUCUUUGUAGUAAUGUUUAGGCUUAACAAUCCGUCAGCUUUCAGGUAAAACCUUAAUAACGACCAAUGUUGGCUGUUGUCUUUAACAGCUUCACAAAAUACAACUCGAAUGCUGCUUCAUUCAUCAAUAAAAUCCCAUGUAAUCUAGGUGAAGAAAACUAAAAACAAUUUUUCCCUGGAGAAAACGAAAUGCCAAGCUUCACAUGUUACUACUGAAUAAUGACCAAAAGUUUAGUUUAAAUUUUUUGUUUUAAUAUGUUCAAGUCUUGUUGAAUGGAGUUACUUUUCUUGUCUUACAAUUUUACCUUGUGGUAUUCAGUGUUUAAAAAAUGAUUAGGCACUUGAAAUUCCAUCUGAAACUGCGUCCAGUGAAGCAGCAUUAGAAUUAUUUGCUAUUAUUUUCAAAUGUAAGCAUUUGUUUUUGGAGGUUGCUAGACUAUCCUUUCUUGGGCUGUAAGGAAUUGAAACAAGCAUCUUCAUACCUUGGGAUUCACUCAGCAGGUUUCUGUUAGGUCGACUUUAUUUCUUCUUUUUCUGUUGAGAGUAAAA